AUGUUGGGUCUCAACAUGGACCGGCUUCGUGUUGAUAUGAACCGAUUGCUCGCCCUUCUUUUCCAUCAGGGAGUGUUGGAUGAGCAAUUUAUACAGCUGCAACAAUUGCAAGAUGAGUCCUCCCCAAACUUUGUCUCAGAGGUUGUCAAUAUAUAUUUUCAAGAAUCCGAAAAGCUCCUCAAGAACCUCAGAGGCUUGUUGGUGGAUAAGGAAUUUUCGGACUAUAAGAAAAUGGGGAUGCAUUUGAAUCAAUUAAUGGGAAGCAGUUCAAGCAUUGGUGCGCAACGGGUCAGAAACGUGUGCGUUGCAUUUCGGGCUGCAUCCGAGCUGAAUAAUCGGGCCGGGUGCUUGAGAGCAUUAGAGGUGCUAGAAUGUGAGUAUUGUUAUCUCAAGAACAAACUGCAUGAACUCUUGGAGAUUGAGCAGCAAAGAAUGCUAGCAGCUUCAACAAAAAAGGGUGAAACAGAAAGUGAGUCUGCUGAUGGUGACAGGAUUUCACCUGCAUUUAAUGCAAAUAUUAAUAUUCCUAUUUUCCAAAGUCUUGUUUUGGAUUGA
This is a messenger RNA of Striga asiatica, 555 nucleotides long. The record is from the annotation of a GenBank genome assembly. NCBI's taxonomy places the organism in Eukaryota, Viridiplantae, Streptophyta, Magnoliopsida, Lamiales, Orobanchaceae.